Messenger RNA from Eimeria tenella, 402 nucleotides. RefSeq lists its product as uncharacterized. NCBI's taxonomy places the organism in Eukaryota, Apicomplexa, Conoidasida, Eucoccidiorida, Eimeriidae. The record is from RefSeq and is a predicted model, not a curated record. The coding region runs from base 1 to 402 and encodes 133 amino acids. The transcript has a single exon.
AUGAGCAGCAGCAGCAGCAGCAGCCGUAGCAGCAGCACAGCCCCUCACAGCAGCAGCAGCAGCACAUCCCUUUGCAGCAGCAGCAGCAGCACAGCUCUUCGCAGCAGCACCACCACCACCACCAGUACCAUCACCACAACCAGCACACCCCCCCGCAGCAGCAGCAGCAGCAGCAGCAGCAGCACAGCCCCUCGCAGCAGCAGCAGCAGCACAUCCCUUUGCAGCAGCAGCAGCAGCAGCACAGCUCCUCGCAGCAGCACCACCACCACCACCAGUACCAUCACCACAACCAGCACCCCCCCCCGGAGCCGCAGCAGCAGCAGUAGCAGUAGCAGCAGCAGCAGCAGCAGCAGCGGCAGCAGCAGCAGCACGGACCGGCCUGGAGAAAGGGGGGCAGCAUGA